AUGUUUUUCCGUGAAAUUUUUAGUGGUGUACCACGUCGACCACCAGACAGUGUAUUGCGUGAUUUGGAGAAGCUGAAUCAAGAAUUUGAUUUGUCACAUUAUCUGAGUGAGUGUCGGGAACCAGAUUUGCUUGCGGAUAUCGUCAAGUCGCAGGUGAGCUUUUUUUAG
This is a messenger RNA of Gongylonema pulchrum, 168 nucleotides long. NCBI's taxonomy places the organism in Eukaryota, Metazoa, Nematoda, Chromadorea, Rhabditida, Gongylonematidae. The record is from the annotation of a GenBank genome assembly.